Exophiala bonariae is the source of this 303-nucleotide messenger RNA. RefSeq lists its product as uncharacterized. Bases 1 to 303 code for a protein of 100 amino acids. NCBI's taxonomy places the organism in Eukaryota, Fungi, Ascomycota, Eurotiomycetes, Chaetothyriales, Herpotrichiellaceae. The record is from RefSeq and is a predicted model, not a curated record. The transcript has a single exon.
AUGUGUUUCGGCAGUCAGGACAACGACCCUACUCAACAACCCAUCAAAAUUACUCAAUCAUCCGAGGCUCAAUCAGAUGGCUCGACUCCAAGCAAACGAAAAGAGCAGAAGAAACAUUCAUACACCGAUCUACACGAUUCUGAAACUCGGGAUGUCCAUCAAAUCGAGAAGGCAAACCUAGACUCCAAGAAAUCCGAACCAACAUCUUCGGCACCGCUCACGCGCAAGCAACUCCGCGACAAGUAUAACAAUAAGCCAAAUAAUGUCGCGGUGUUUGCAGGAAACAAUUACGACAUCUUUUGA